Dentiscutata erythropus is the source of this 537-nucleotide messenger RNA. Lineage: Eukaryota; Fungi; Glomeromycota; Glomeromycetes; Diversisporales; Gigasporaceae. The record is from the annotation of a GenBank genome assembly.
AUGAGUGAUGAAGUUGGUAAAGUUUGUGAACUUGUAACAUUACAAAAAGAAAAUUGCAAAGCUUGUACAAUCACUACUUUCUUAAAUAAUUCUCAUUACUUUAAAAAAUCUGAAAAGCAUGAACAUGGUCCUUCAGCUACUAGUGGUGAAAUUGUACAAACUAUUUCUCAAAUUAAACAACAAGCUCGUAAUACACGAGAUAAACCUUCUAAAAUAAUUCAAAAUAAUAUUGCUGUUACUCCAACAAAUCUUUUGCUCUAUAUGCCUACAAAAGAGGCUCUCAGAAUGAGAAUUAAGCGUGUUAGAAAAAAUGCAAUGCUACCAGAACCCAAGACACUUGAAGAAAUCAAAAUUCCAAUUACAUUACGUUAUACCUUAAGUGAUGAAUCAUUUUUAAUAGAAGAUUCAGAAUAUAAUCAAACUUUAAAUGACUUUGCUAAAGAUAAUUAUAUUCAACUUAAUCCAUCAACAAUUAUUACUGAUUUUGAACUAGCAGUGGUUAAUGCAUCAUCUAAUAUAUUUCUAGAUAAUUCUUAA